UAAGAGGGAUACAGAAAAUACUUCCUGCUUUACGAACUCGGGGCACCUUUCUAAGAAAAUGGACAAGCUAUUAAAGAAAGGCAAGCCUCCACAAGGUAGUGAUUGGUCCAAAACAGGCACAUUUAUAAACAAACCAACAAAAGGAUGGCUUCAUCCUGAUGAUCAACUGUCUCCUGAAGCUGGUGUUUGUUAUGGUCUCAGGUAUGUGGGGUGUAUGGAAGUAAGGCAGUCGAUGAGGACACUGGACUUUGAAACAAGAACUGCUGUUGCAAAGGAGUCAAUCAGUAGGGUGUGUGAUGCUGCUGGAUUGAAAACAGCUACAAAGAAGAAAAAGGACAAGAAACUAGUAAAAAUAUUGGGCGAGCACCCCAAGAUGAUAUAUGCAGGAACAAAUGUGAACUUGACCAUCACCACAGAUGCCUUGACUCUGAUGAUUAUGGACACAGGAGAGAUUCUCGUACACCAUGAAAUGCCUGGAAUAUCUUUUGCCUCAGGAGGAGAUCCAGAUACCAUGGACUUUGUUGCUUAUGUAGCCAAGGACUCUGUGAAUGGGCGUGCCUGUCACAUCCUGGAGUGCGGGGGAGGUCUAGCACAGGAUGUCAUCACCACCAUGGGACAGGCCUUCGAACUGAGAUUUAAAGAGUUUCUCAGAAAUCAGCCCAAGGCAAUGAAUCUCCCAGACAAACUAGAGAGUCCAGUGUUCAGCAAUGAGGAGUCAGCCUGGGGAGAUGACCCGGACUAUUACAAUGACAGACCUGGAGCUGUAGCACCUGAUCAGGCUCCACCCAUACCACCUCUCCCAGUCUACUCUGCUCCCAAGUCCAACCAACCUAAAAUGGACAAGCUAUUAAAGAAAGGCAAGCCUCCACAAGGUAGUGAUUGGUCCAAAACAGGCACAUUUAUAAACAAACCAACAAAAGGAUGGCUUCAUCCUGAUGAUCAACUGUCUCCUGAAGCUGGUGUUUGUUAUGGUCUCAGGUAUGUGGGGUGUAUGGAAGUAAGGCAGUCGAUGAGGACACUGGACUUUGAAACAAGAACUGCUGUUGCAAAGGAGUCAAUCAGUAGGGUGUGUGAUGCUGCUGGAUUGAAAACAGCUACAAAGAAGAAAAAGGACAAGAAAUUAGUAAAAAUAUUAGGCGAGCAUCCUAAGAUGAUAUAUGCAGGAACAAAUGUGAACUUGACCAUCACCACAGAUGCCUUGACUCUGAUGAUUAUGGACACAGGAGAGAUUCUCGUUCACCAUGAAAUGCCUGGGAUAUCUUUUGCCUCAGGAGGAGAUCCAGAUACCAUGGACUUUGUAGCUUAUGUGGCCAAGGACUCUGUGAAUGGGCGUGCCUGUCACAUACUGGAGUGCGGGGGAGGUCUAGCACAGGAUGUCAUCACCACCAUGGGACAGGCCUUCGAACUGAGAUUUAAAGAGUUUCUCAGAAAUCAGCCCAAGGCAAUGAAUCUCCCAGACAAACUAGAGAGUCCAGUGUUUAGCAAUGAGGAGUCAGCCUGGGGAGAUGACCCGGACUAUUACAAUGACAGACCUGGAGCUGUAGCACCUGAUCAGGCUCCACCCAUACCACCUCUCCCAGUUUACUCUGCUCCCAAGUCCAACCAACCUGUAGAUGAGAAUGGUUAUUCCUCUGUAAAGUUCAGAGAUCCAGUGUACGACAAUAAAGAUGGUGCAAUAGGUUUACUGGUGGAUUUAUCAGAGCCACAGAAAGAGGCAUUUCAAGAUGACUUUGAGGCUGAGAGUGAUCUGUCAAUGGUUAAACCACCUGUAACAUAUGACAACCUGCCCAAUGAACUGGCAGAGAUGGAAGCCAAGGGAGCUGUAGGGGGCGGCGUCUAUGAUAAUCACGGUGCUACAAGUGGGGCUAGUAAGGAUCUGGACCCAUUUGACAUGAAACCAUUUAAAAGCAGCUUAAGUGGUGAACAAACUGGAGCAGCUUCAGGCUCCCCUGGUGACAUAACACCCAAAAAUGAGGAAUGGUUCCAUGGUGCACUCACAAGACAACAGGCUGAAGAAAAACUGAAAAAAGAUGGUGAUUUUUUGGUGCGUGAGAGUAAAAACAGUCCCGGUCAGUACAUUUUAAGCGGGAUGAGGAGUGGUCACUUCAAACAUCUGAUGUUAGUGGAUCCCAAUGGAGUGGUGAGAACUCGUGAUCGCACAUUUGACAGUAUCAGUCACCUGGUGAACUAUCACAUGACCAACAAGCUGCCUAUCAUGUCGCAGGAGAGCGAACUGUUACUGAAAAGACCAGUCGUUUCAUUGGGAUGAUACGAACAAGUUGACAUAAACAGCUUCAGCAUUCAUUAUCGUCCACCACCAUUGUGCUCAUACUUUCUUAUUCAUGUUUUAUGGUCCUAUAUUUGUCUGUUUCUAUGUGAUCAAAAUACACAGGAGGAUUUCAGUCUGAGAGUUGUCUACUUGGGUUCUGUUAUGUGAUGGGUUAAUGUGAUUAGGGUGCCAUUUGUUUCAGUAACAUCUGUAUAUGUAUACUGUGGAAGUGGGUCAUUAGAUUAUGUCUUAUGAGUACUCGUGUGUACUGCACUGAUGUAGUAAAAGACUACUUGAUGUUUCGUGCUGCUUAUUGAAUCUUGUGUACGCUUUUAUUCAUAAAUAUUUGAUGGUGCUAGUUUAGCCGUAGCACUGUCUCAGUAUGCCACGUACUGGUAUUUUGACUCUUUUUUAUUUCUGUUUUAAUGUCACAUGGAGAACAAAGCUAGGAUAACUGUAUUGUAAAGAAAAAAUACUUCAUUUCAGUUCAUGUUUGUGUGAGAAGUCAUUUACGUUAAGUUAUCAUGUAAUCACAGUUAGUUAAUGGGUAAAAUGGGUAAACAAUUUAAAUACCUGGGUAUCAUCUACAGUAGCCUAGAAUUAACCUUAGUAAUAAAUGAUACACAUAGGAGAAGGUUAGGCAAUAUAUUCUAGGGGCAGGUGACUGUACUGCAUUAAAAAGAAUGGAUUUUAUUCUGGGUUUUUAUGUGUAUAUAUAAAUAUACAUUUGUGAGUGGAUGAGAUCCUGUAUUUUGAUGAUAAUUGACUUGGUAAGGCACGUUAUGCCACCACUUCUGAAAUAAUUAGAAGUCCCCAACAGAAGAGCAUUAUUUUAUUAUUAUUUUUGAAUGUAUGCAUAAAAUGUGCUUAUAUUAGUUUCUGUAGAGGGCUUUUUUAAUGUCAUUGACAAUGCUUAUUAUUUUUGACAGGACUGUUUGCAUUAUUGUUUUUUUUUAACUUGAAAAAACUAUCCUCACAGACUUGUAGUCCAAAAUAUUUCUAUGAUGUAGAAAACUUUAUAAGAACUAUUUUGCUAAUACACUUCUUCUUGGUGCUGUAAAAUUUCUACUUCAAUUAUGCAUUUGUACUCUUAUAAGUUUUGAUGAAUUUGUAUGAUCAACUUGUAUGACUAUGUUAACUGCAAUGGCAGAGAGCAUUUUUGGGUUGUUUAUGUGAUGCAAUUUGUACAGGCACCUGUGCUGCAGGCAGCAUUGUGGGCUUACAACUAUUUUAAAGAAAGAUGUGAAAAUUGUUACAUGACUAUCAUGUUUUCUAUAUGCAUAAGGCCAGGGUGUACUUAAUGUAAUGUAAGGUUGUGCAAAGACCGAAUAGUAGUAUUUGUUUUCAUUUGUGUUAUCUUUAGAUUCUCAUUCAUAGACUAAUGAAAUAGUAGCAUACAUGUAGCAGACAACAUUUUCUGUAGACUCUGUAGGUACAUAGAUGUUAUAAACUACUGCAUGGAAUAAAGUUCAGUAUUAAAUUUA
This is a messenger RNA of Lingula anatina, 3753 nucleotides long. RefSeq names its product SHC-transforming protein 1-like. Gene Ontology annotation, molecular function: receptor tyrosine kinase binding. Gene Ontology annotation, cellular component: plasma membrane. The record is from RefSeq and is a predicted model, not a curated record. NCBI's taxonomy places the organism in Eukaryota, Metazoa, Brachiopoda, Lingulata, Lingulida, Lingulidae. Gene Ontology annotation, biological process: intracellular signal transduction; cell surface receptor protein tyrosine kinase signaling pathway.